UUUGUAUCAAUCCAUCUCCAUAUUUGUCAAUGACUCGCCCUCUUCCAACAACAUGAGUUUUGUACGACUUCGUUUCAUUGCAUUCCGCGGCAUAGAGGCUACUUAGACGGUUUACACCUAGUGCGACCACGUAUUGCAUAAAUCUAGUCUGCUCGGCUUUUCGUUCGCCUUCUGAAAUUGGCACUCUGCGGCCAUACAACUUUCGAUUCAUUCUUCCCUAACCUAGCUAUGCUUCCUGGCGAUGACAGUUCUGCAACGGUGACAGAACAGUCUUCCCUGCUACACCAAUCGAGACCAUCAUCCAGAUCCAGUACCGGUACAAUUGCGAAUGGCCAAGAUGCGGGAGGAGCGAGCUUCCAAGAUCCUCAGGUUGAGAAAAUUACAAGCAUGACUGCGACUGAAUCUGUCAUAGUUUGUAUCUCUAUUGGAGUCUUGAUGUUCCUUCUAACGUCGAAUAUGUCGAUGAUCACCACCAUUCAAUCCGCGAUAGCUACUGAUCUCGACGCGUUUGAGGAAGCUGAGUGGUUUACAACUGCAUAUAUGGUGACUAUGUCUGUUAUAUCACCUUUGAUGGGCCGAUUAAGCCAGACGUUUUCUCCGCGCAUUUGCAUGGUCGCAGCAAGUGUAUUAAUGGGAGUCGGAUCUAUCAUUACUGGGGCAUCGUCAACAGCCCGUGUAUUCCUUUUCGGCAGGGCAAUUACUGGUCUCGGCGCUGGAGGAACAAUGACUGGCGCCACGAUUAUCAUCAUUCACCUGGCUCCUGUAGCUACUAGAGGCGUAUGGCUGGGAGCGGCUGCGUCAGUUAUGACGGUCGGUCUCUCCUUGGGAGCUGUUAUCGCUGGCGGACUAGAACCAUAUGUUGGAUGGAAUUACCUUUUCGGGAUGCAGGCACCAAUAAGUUUUGUUCCCGGUCUUUGUCUAUUUUUCUUUUUGCCCACUCACACAGGCCUCAACCACAAAAGAGUAGCUUUGAAGCGCCGCCUGCAAAACAUAGAUUACCUAGGCGCUAUAACAUUGGCUGUUGGGAUCACCAUGUUCUUGAUCGGCGUAUCAGGACGAAGCAUUCUGCUCGUGCCAACAUUGUCGUCAUUACCUGCUUUCAUGAUAUUCGUGUUCGUAGAACGCUUCUUCGCCGUUGAGCCCAUUAUACCUCUCAGUGUACUGAAGUCUCGAGGUGCACUUCUGACGAGCCUCGCUACCCUCGGUUUCAUGAUGUCACGCUGGGCAAUCUUGUUCUACACGCCUGUAUACGCGAUCGCUGUGCGUAACAGAUCACCCGCCGUGGCUGGCUUGAUCCUGAUACCGACCAACGCUGGCUUCGGGCUUGGAGGACUGCUAUCAGGAUGGUUUCACAUUCGGCGCGAGGGCAGUUUCUAUAUACCUUCACUCGUCAGCAUGGCGAUUUUUCCGGCCACCAUGCUUGCUAUUGCACUCAUCUCCACUCCUACCUCCCCCAAUGCUCUAUAUGUAGCCUUCCUGUUUUUGAACGGCCUGGCCACAGGCUGCGUAGUGAAUUACACGCUUGUCCAUGUGCUUCACCUUCUUCCCAAAGAGGUACAUCCAAUCAUGAUGUCACUCGUGGCAACUUUCCGUGGGCUUGCAGGCUCAUUUGGCAGUGCUGUUGGUGGUGGUCUAUUCCUGCGGAUACUUGCAUCUUCUUUAGAUGAUGGUUUCAAGAAACAUGGUAUCUCUGGUCGAGAGGAUCUAAUCAAACGCCUCCUUGGGAGUCCCGCAACAGUACAGCAGCUUGUGGGGAAAGAGCGGCAGAUCGCAUUAGCCAGUUAUGUCGUCGGUCUUCGAGGACUCUUCCUUGCUGGCGUUGGAUUGAGUGCCGUUAUGGUAUUCUUGCAGGCGGGGACAGGUUGGACAGGGUAUCACGAGAAAAACCAGCUCCUGACUCGAUCAGACAUCGAUGGCGACGAGAUACAUGUUGAGGAAUCCCUUCUCGGGACAUCGUAAGUGUAAGCACUAUACCUCAAUCUUGCGAGCAUAUUUAGCGACGUAUAACAGAUUGUGGUCAAAAUAUAGACAAAAAUGUGGCCA
This is a messenger RNA of Pseudovirgaria hyperparasitica, 2043 nucleotides long. RefSeq names its product MFS general substrate transporter. Gene Ontology annotation, cellular component: fungal-type vacuole membrane. The record is from RefSeq and is a predicted model, not a curated record. The transcript has 4 exons. Gene Ontology annotation, molecular function: basic amino acid transmembrane transporter activity. The coding region runs from base 229 to 1959 and encodes 576 amino acids. NCBI's taxonomy places the organism in Eukaryota, Fungi, Ascomycota, Dothideomycetes, Acrospermales, Acrospermaceae. Gene Ontology annotation, biological process: transmembrane transport; basic amino acid transport.